Molecule: messenger RNA, 261 nt
Organism: Penicillium cosmopolitanum
Lineage: Eukaryota; Fungi; Ascomycota; Eurotiomycetes; Eurotiales; Aspergillaceae
Exons: 2
Coding region: 1-261 (86 amino acids)
Source: RefSeq, a predicted model, not a curated record
AUGGCGUCUCAGGGCUCGUCGAACCCAGGUAGGGGGCCCCAACAAGGCUCGCAGCAGAGUAGCUCUAGCGGCGGAGGCAUCCAAGACGCGGCUUUCUACUCCGCAAUGCUGGACAAUCUGCUAGAAAUCAUCCGCCACGCAGAACACCCAUCUUUCUCACGCGUCAUCGCAGCGAUCCGCGCCGGAGCCUCACACGACCAGAUCAGCCAACUCCUCGAGGAAGUCUUGCAGCGCAGCCCUCGCUUCCUCAGCCGUGGGUAG